This is a messenger RNA of Stylonychia lemnae, 699 nucleotides long. The record is from the annotation of a GenBank genome assembly. NCBI's taxonomy places the organism in Eukaryota, Ciliophora, Spirotrichea, Sporadotrichida, Oxytrichidae.
AUGUUGACUAAUAUUGAUAUCAUAGUUUGCUGCUAUAAUUUCAUUUCUUGUGCAUUAUCUUUACCUUUCAUUUUGUUAAGUAGCAGUUUCUCCUCUUAUGAAUAAUCUGGAUUAUUCCCGCUCAUUCUAAUUGAUAUAUCAGUCAGGAUGUUUGAAAAUAUAAAUGGCAAAACUAACCUUUACUUUGGAAUGUUGGAAAAUUAAUACACAAUUCCAUUAAUGUAUAUAGGUGCGCUUUUCUUUAUGGAUGAAAAAUUGAUAAGUAUUUUAUCGAUUGCAGUUGUGAGCUAUAUGAUAGCUAAAGGUCUCUAUCUUACUCAUCUACUCAUUCCAAAUGAUAGACUUAAAGUAAUAGAGCAGAAAGUUGAUCCAGCUUUUUCAAAAUUCCCUACAGAGAUAAAUGUUGCUUAAAACACAGAUGAUUUAGCCUCAUUUGAUAGAAGACAACUAAGAGGAAGAGUGUCUCAACCGGGUAAUGGAUAUGACUCUUAUAAUAGCACCUAAGCUAGCAGUAGUUUCAAUUCUAUUGGAGGAGGUAUUAUGCUUGGAGGUUUAAGAGAAAGGGAUGAUUCUGUCCUUAGGAGUCAAGAUACAUCAUUAGCCCUAAUAAUGUCAACUGAGAGAAGUAGUAAUGAAAGUGAAAAUGAUUAAAACGAGGAAAGAAAAUUAAACUCAGAGUCUGAUGAGUAUGCUGUGUGA